Molecule: messenger RNA, 1692 nt
Organism: Erinaceus europaeus (western European hedgehog)
Lineage: Eukaryota; Metazoa; Chordata; Mammalia; Eulipotyphla; Erinaceidae
Gene: TSLIG3B
Product: family with sequence similarity 98 member B
Exons: 8
Coding region: 80-1324 (414 amino acids)
Cellular component (GO): tRNA-splicing ligase complex
Source: RefSeq, a predicted model, not a curated record
UGCGGCCGGAACCUUAGCGUGCAGGCGCUGGUUUCCGGUGGGCUCCUUAGCGCACUGCACAACUCCGGGUGGAAGGACCAUGAGAGGGCCGGAGCCGGGCCCCGAGCCGACGAUGGAGGGAGACGUGUUAGACACCCUGGAGGCGCUGGGGUAUAAGGGUCCAUUGUUAGAAGAGCAAGCCCUUACCAAGGCAGCAGAAUGUGGACUGUCAUCACCUGAAUUUUCAGAACUCUGUGUCUGGUUAGGCUCUCAAAUAAAAUCACUGUGCGACUUGGAAGAAAGUAUCACUUCAGCUGGUAAAGAUGAUCUGGAGAGUUUCCAGCUUGAGAUAAGUGGUUUUUUAAAAGAAAUGGCAUGUCCAUAUUCUGGACUCACAUCAGGAGAUAUUAAAGACCGUUUGAAGAAGAAGGAUGACUGUUUGAAACUUCUCUUGUUUCUAAGCACAGAGCUUCAAGCUUUACAGAUAUUACAGAACAAGAAACAUAAAAAUUCUCAAGUAGAUAAAAAUAGUGAAAUUCAUCAGGAAGUACAUGCUAUCUGUGAUGCUCUUGGUAUUUCCAAGUCAACAACUUCUGACAUUCCACUUAUGCUAAACCAAGUGGAAACAAAGGUGAAAGGUAUUCUCUCAAAGGUACAGAAAAGUCAUAUAGGAAAACCACUGCUGAAAACUGAUUUAACUCAGGAACAAAUGGACCAACUGGAAAAGAUUAAUAAUGCUCUUUCUUGUGAAUAUGAGUGCCGCAGGCGGAUGUUGAUGAAAAGAUUAGAUGUGACAGUUCAGUCCUUUGGAUGGUCUGAUAGAGCAAAGGUAAAAACAGAUGACAUAGCAAGAAUUUAUCAGCCCAAGCGUUAUGCUUUGUCACCGAAGACAACAAUUACGUUGGCCCAUCUACUUGCUGCCCGUGAAGAUCUGUCCAAGAUCAUUAGGACAAGUAGUGGCACCAGCCGGGAGAAAACAACAUGUGCUAUUAAUAAGGUGCUGAUGGGCCGGGUACCUGACAGAGGAGGACGACCAAAUGAAAUUGAACCACCACCCCCCGAGAUGCCUCCUUGGCAAAAGAGACAAGAAGGCGGAGGAAGGGGUGGUUGGGGUGGUGGUGGUGGGGGGAGAGGAGGUGGUGGGGGUGGGAGAGGUGGUUGGGGUGGAGGGGGUGGAGGAGGGUGGGGUGGAAGUAGAGGAGGAGGUGGGAGAGGAGGAGGUUUCCAAGGCAGAGGAGAUUAUGGUGGAAGGGGAGGAGGCUAUGGCGGCAGGGGUGGCUAUGGUGGAAGAGGUUAUGGAGAUCCAUAUGGAGGAGGAGGGGGUGGUGGGUAUAGAAGAUACUAAGAAUUAUAGCAACUAGAUAGUUGUGCUUCUUAACUACAUUAGGUGUAGUGUUCCAAGUAACAUACUUGAAUGUCUUCUUUGAAGUAAACAUGUUAGAUUUUACCCUAUCAAUUUUGAAUUAAUAUGUAAGUAUAUUGCUUUGCACUAGUAUUUGCUGUUAGACAAGGUGUUUUUUUCCAUAUUCUCUGAUGUAUGUUCUUUAAAAAAAAAAAAGAACAAAAUUAUUUUUAGAAAUGUAAAUAUUUAUUACCAUCAACUUGGAAAAUGGAAAGUAUUUUAUUGUCAUGACUGAAUUUAGAUUGUUAUCUGUAUUUUAUUCAAGUUUUAGAAAUAAAUUACAUAAAUUACCCUACUUGGAAUAGAAUGUA